Messenger RNA from Tinamus guttatus (white-throated tinamou), 698 nucleotides. The record is from RefSeq and is a predicted model, not a curated record. NCBI's taxonomy places the organism in Eukaryota, Metazoa, Chordata, Aves, Tinamiformes, Tinamidae.
AUGCUUUUUAUUCUGUGCUCAGAGCAGAAGUAUGUGUGGAAGCACAAGGGCCAGCAUCCUACCUGCCAGCCUCCUCACAUCUCUGUGUUGGCAGCUGCCAGGCACAGGGCCCGUAGGCAUAUUUAUAAUUUUCCUUUCCUCCCUGCCCUUCAGCUCAGCUAUUCUACUGAAGAUUGUUCCUUUGAAGAGGAGAUACGCCCAGAUGGCUACAACGUAUAUAAAUCAAAGAAACAUGGGAUCUCUGUGUCUUUGAGCAGUGCAAAGCAAAGACAGCAGUCCAAGGGAAAAGAUUUUCUUCCACUAUCUCACUUUUUACCUAUGAUCAACACUGUGCCUGUGGAAUCAACAGACUUUGACGAAUUUAGUGAUUAUAGCCAGGCUUUUGAAUCAGAUGUGUAUUCCUCGCCUCUUGAAACUGACAGCAUGGAUCCCUUUGGAAUCUCCUCCAAACUGUCUCCAGUGAAGAGCCCAAGCUUUCAGAAAUGACUCCAAUUACAAAGUUGAUGUCAAAGAAAUCGCAGAACACUACAGGCUUUAAAUUUUUCAUGUACUAGUAUUUUGAACUUUUUUUUUUUUUGUAUGGAGCCAGACUUUUGCUUACAAUGUCUUAUACCUGGAAGAUAUGAUUGCUCAGAGGCUGUAUUCCAGAGAAUUGCCUCCCUAUCCAUACUUCAUUUGGGGAAAAGAAAGAUUCAAUA